Lactuca saligna is the source of this 1596-nucleotide messenger RNA. The record is from the annotation of a GenBank genome assembly. Lineage: Eukaryota; Viridiplantae; Streptophyta; Magnoliopsida; Asterales; Asteraceae.
AUGAUGCCGGAUCCCCAAAUCCGUACCACUACCAGAAAUCGUAAUCGUCCUCGGCGUCUCUCCGCCUGCCACCGUCACCCUAGUGAACCCGUGACGGGGUUCUGUGCAUUGUGCCUACGAGACCGUCUUGCCGGUUUAGAUUCAUCUGCUGCUGAAGCUGAAGUUGAGAAGGUAGCCGUUUGUAGCCGCCGUACCAGAGGCCACGCGGGUGCUUCUUCGUCCACGGCUGCUCCGGGGCUGCGACGGAGCAAGUCUGUUGCUGCUGAGAAAGGCGAGAGUUUGAACGGUUUGGUUACGGAUCAACGGAGAAAGUCGUGUGAUGUAAGAGGUCGUAGUACUCUCUCGGAUCUGUUCGUCGUCGAUGAUACGAAGAAAGGAGGAGGUGGUGUUGCGAGGGUCGAAUCGAGGAAUUUAGGGUUCUCGAGCUUUGCAGAGCCGGUGUUGGAGACGAAGGAAGAUGAAGAAGACGACGACGAAGAAGAACACGAUGACGAUGACGAUGACGAUAACAAUGGAAUUAGGGUUUCUGGUGAUGUUUUUGUGCGAAAUGAAGUUGAUGAUGAUGGCGACAUUGAAGAAGGGGAUCUGAAGACGAUGAAGGAGUUCAUUGAUAUCGAAUUGCAGAACAAGAGGAGGAAUUUUUGGGAAACAGCUUCUGUGUUCAGUCAGAAGUUACGAAAAUGGAGACAAAAACAGAAGCAAAAGAAGCAAAACAGAGACUGCAAUGGCGGAACCGACAUUGAUAGGUCGAAAUUAGGGCAAUUCAGAGAUACCCAAUCUGAGGUAGCAGACUACGGAUUAGGUCGUCGAUCUUGCGAUACAGAACCCAGGUUUUCAAUCGAUGCUCAUAGACUGUCUGUUGAAGAUCCAAGAUUUUCCUUUGAUGAACACAGAUCCUCUUGGGAUGGAUACAUGAUCGCAAGAACAAUUCCUCGCCUUACACCAAUGCUGUCCAUUGUCGACAGCAUGAUCAUACCUCCUCCUGUAAACAGGGGCACAACUACCACCAUGGAAAACCUGCAAAUGCAUUCCAUAAGUGAAGAUGGAGCUAGUUCUGGUCAGUCUAACUCUAAUUCAGACGCGUCUACAUCAAAUAGAGGAAGCAGUUCAAGCUCCAUGAAGAGUUUCAGCACCAAAACAACCGGAUUAGGAGGAGAUGAAGUGAAAUCCGCCUCAAAUGCCAGAGUAUCACCUGCAAACGAUGUUAUCUUCCAAGGAACAAAGCUGGUGAUCACCGAAAACGAAUUAAAAGAUUGGCAUUUGAAAUCAACCAAGAACAGCAACAUUGCAUCUGUAUCUGUUUCAAACACACCGAUUUCAACAUCAGUCAACAACUCAUCAAACACGCAUAAAAAGGCAAUACCAAGUAAAUGGAGAAAGGUGUGUAAUCUAUGGAGUCACAAGAAGAACUUAGAAGAAAUUCCAGAAAAUGUGAAUUCAAAUCCAAAACUUGAUCGAAACACAAAUUCUAUGAAUUCAAGAAACUUUGUGUUGGAUAGGAACAGGAGCACAAGAAGGAGUAAAUCUGGAAAAAGCAGCAGCAGGGGAAGAAACAUGUCCCCAUCAAUGGCUUCCAAUAAUUUUCAGCUGAAUUAA